Molecule: messenger RNA, 1400 nt
Organism: Paramormyrops kingsleyae
Lineage: Eukaryota; Metazoa; Chordata; Actinopteri; Osteoglossiformes; Mormyridae
Gene: cenpk
Product: centromere protein K
Biological process (GO): kinetochore assembly; mitotic sister chromatid segregation
Cellular component (GO): nucleus
Source: RefSeq, a predicted model, not a curated record
CUUCCGCUUCCGCUAUGACGUCACGACCCGAAACAUUGGCGGCUUUUUCGUAUUUUGGGUGUGAUUGGCUGCUCCGGCUAGCUAAAGCUUUGAUUGUCGUCCUUUGAAACUAUUGCCGACUAGAUAUAUGGAUCCGGAUGAAUUGCUUAAAAAUGCAAAGGCUCUUUCCAAGCAAAUGUCAGAGUACCAGGGCAUCCUGCCGCCAGACCCCCCGGUCAGCAAGCAGUGCUCGGAGGCUGCGUGGGAAGAGCUGCUGGUUGAAUGUGACGAGCAGUUUAACUACAUGCAGCAGCUUCAGAAUGACAUCGCUGUGACAGAUGCGGACUCUUCUGAGAACCAGUUAAAUGAGACAGAGAACCGGAUAAAUACUUUGACAGCAGAGCUGAAGCAGUGGGAAGAGAGUGAGCCAAGAUUGCUGUCCGUAAAUCCUGAAGUGUUACUCUCCGUGGGAAGAGAGGAGUUGUCUCAGCUGAAUGCACAACUUGAGAUGGUUCUGUCUUGUUGUCAAGCAAAGAGGGAUAAACUCAGAGAGAUUUUAAAAAGUGAGCGGAAAUGGUUAGAAGAAAAGGAGGAGGUGUUGAGGGCAGCCACCGAACAAGUAAAGGCAUUGCAAGAAGAAAAUGAGAGACUAUCAGAAACAAGUGUUUUACUGGACAUGAAGAAAAAACUUAAGAAAAUGAAAGAUUUCCAGGAUAACUUGCUGAGCACGCUUAGUGACAUACUGCAGGAACAUUUCCCGCUUCCUCAGGAGGGCGAGAACGGCAACAAAAGGAAGAAGAAAUUUCGUCCGGAGCCAAGAGGAGACCUCAUUUCUCUCCACGAUAUCCUGGAGCUCCUCAUGAACAAGACGGUGGAAACCCCUCAUGAACCUUACGUGGUGAUGAACGAGAGCUUCUGGCCACCGUACAUUGAGAUGCUGCUCCGAUAUGGAAUCGCAUCCAGACAUCCAGAUGAUUCCGUCAAAAUUCGCUUGGAGUCUUUUUAUUAGUGACAGUGACACAUUCAUGCUCUAGAUAUAUUGUUGCUCAUGUAAAAUAUAAUAUCUCAAUAUGAUGUGUAGUCUGUGCUGUGCUUUAUAAUUGGGCUCGGGCAUUUACACACAAUUAUUGCACCUUGAGAUCAAUAUUCUGUUUUUUAAACUGUAUAUAAGCUUCCUGUAUAUGUACUGUGAUAAACUUAUUUAUUUAGUUUUAAUGUCACCCAUUGUCAAUGCUGAUCUUAGCUUAGAAUAAAUAAAGAGUGUCUAGAGGAAAACAGUGGAACAGUUCAACAGGAUUUUGCAGUGUAAUUCCUUUAGCUGUACUGCAGAAUGUAAGUGCUUUAUAAGUAAUACAUUUCCUGUAUGAGAUGUACAUAAUGUCAGUGCUAUGUUUAUCUACUAAAGACAUUACUGAUUUGAA